Teleopsis dalmanni is the source of this 816-nucleotide messenger RNA. RefSeq names its product proteasome subunit alpha type-5-like. NCBI's taxonomy places the organism in Eukaryota, Metazoa, Arthropoda, Insecta, Diptera, Diopsidae. The record is from RefSeq and is a predicted model, not a curated record. The transcript is spliced from 2 exons. Gene Ontology annotation, cellular component: nucleus; proteasome core complex, alpha-subunit complex; proteasome core complex. The coding region runs from base 16 to 807 and encodes 263 amino acids.
CUAUCUGUAUAUAAAAUGGCAAAAAGAGAUAGAUUGGGUGACGCGGCUGAAAUGACGAAAAUGAUGGACAUAAAUUUAAUUGAGAAUACAAACGUGCUCACGGAAGACAGCAGACUCCCACAGAUGGAUUACGCGCAAGAAGCUGUUUCCAAGUGUUCAAAUGCAUUGGGCUUAUGCACAACAGAAGGUGUGAUACUAUGUGCUGAAAAAGAUAAAAACCAUUUAUUAGUGAUGUUAGAGUCUGCGCAGAAAUUAUUUCGCAUUGAUAGUCACAUGGCAGUGGCCGUUAGUGGAAUCUAUGGUGAUGAUCGUCCACUUAUAAAGGCAGCUCGCAAGGCGUGCGCGGACUUCAAGUUUGUAACGGAACAACCUUUACCGGUCAAGGCAUGUGCAUAUGAAGUAUCAAAACUUGCUAUGCAAUUUGGUAGCAGUUGUCAUGGUAGUUAUGGGAGGUCUCGUCCAUAUGCAGCGACACUAAUAUUCGGUGGUAUGGAGAAAGGUGAAGCAGCUUUAUGUUUAUUAGACGUAUUUGGUGACCAUAGUCGUUGUGAAUUUGUUGCAAUCGGCGCAGGUGGUGAACUAAUGCAGAAGGCAUUGCAAGAACAGUUCAAGAGUAACAUGAAUUUAGAAGAAGGGAUUCGUUUGGCACUUUCGAUUAUGAAGCUUGCAAAGAAAGAUGAAUUUAUUAGCUGUAAUAUUGAACUAAUGACUAUUACACCAGAGCCCAAAAUACGUUUUUAUGACUAUGAACAAGUGGUUGCAUUAUAUUCAACAUUUGAGGAACCUACAGAAACCGAAAAUAAUUAAUUAUUUAGA